AUGAAAUUCGGAGCUGCGGCCUUGUCUGGAGGGGUUUUGGGGGGACUCGGGACCCUAUGUCUCUUUGUAGCCUUCGCGACGGACUAUUGGUUAGUGGCAAGUGACAACUGCGAACGAACGGAGACGCAGAAGCCGACGCCGGAUGAAAAUGGUACAGUGAUCACAGAGGAGCCGCGCCGACCCGAGUCCCUGACCCUCCAUCACGAGGGGUUCUUCUGGCGCUGUGUGUUUCAGGUGCAGCUGACAGCGGAGCCACACCUCUCCACUCUCUACACAAACCAGCCUGUGUCUAAGUUGUGUGUCCAUGGUUACCUGUUCCCUCUGCCUGUGGCUCUUGGACCAGUGCCCCACCCCAUGUACGACACCACAGCAGUUUUCCGGGGGUUUUGGACGGUGCUGAUGGUCCUGGCGCUGCUCUGUGCUCUUAUUGGAGGAUUCCUCUUGGUUUGCGGCGUCCCGUUCUACAGCCACAAACUGUACCGAGGGGGCGGGACGCUCCUCAUCACUGCUGCCUGCUUGUUCCUGUCCGUGCUGCUGCUCUUCGUGAUGUGGGUGGAGCUGGUGGAUGUGCGGCGCUACAUCCUUCAGGAAAGUGGCGAGAUGUGUCCCGCGCCAGACGUGCAGAUCCACUACGGCCUGUCCUUCAUGGUGGCGGCUGCAGGAGUGCCUCUCGUGCUGCUAUCAGGGGUUAUCUUCAUGUGCAUCGCCCGAGCUCUGACUGGAGACAAGUUUUAA
Molecule: messenger RNA, 735 nt
Organism: Knipowitschia caucasica
Lineage: Eukaryota; Metazoa; Chordata; Actinopteri; Gobiiformes; Gobiidae
Source: the annotation of a GenBank genome assembly